Molecule: messenger RNA, 1053 nt
Organism: Sebastes umbrosus (honeycomb rockfish)
Lineage: Eukaryota; Metazoa; Chordata; Actinopteri; Perciformes; Sebastidae
Product: NAD(P)H dehydrogenase [quinone] 1-like
Exons: 6
Coding region: 157-975 (272 amino acids)
Cellular component (GO): cytosol
Molecular function (GO): NAD(P)H dehydrogenase (quinone) activity
Source: RefSeq, a predicted model, not a curated record
AGCAGCACCUGUGAGAGUGCAAAUGAGCCAGAAGGCUGUGUGUUGAGAGUCGUGGUGUAUAAAAGCAGCAUCUUGAACACUGCUCCAUAAUGAGCUGCUCUUUCCAUCAACACACCAGCUGAUUUUGAAGCUCAUCAUUUGACAUCUUGCAUCAGAAUGGAAGCGCAGAGAGUGUUGAUCGUGUAUGCCCACCAAAGCUCCAGCUCAUUCACUGCUGCAGCCAAAAAUGCCGCUGUGGAGGCUUUAACAGCUCAGGGCUGCAAAGUAGAAGUAUCUGACCUGUACACCAUGAACUUUAAAGCCACUGCUACUGCCGAGGACAUCACUGGAGAAGUCAAGAAUGCUGACAACUUCCGUUAUGCUGAGGAGACCAAGCUGGCGUGGGAGGAAGGAAACCUGUGUGAUGACAUCACUGAGGAACAACGCAAACUCACUCAGGCAGACCUCAUCAUCUUUCAGUUCCCCAUGUACUGGUUCACUGUUCCUGCCAUCAUGAAGGGCUGGAUGGACCGGGUGCUCACACUGGGAUAUGCCUACUCAAAUGAGAAGCGAUACAGCCGGGGAAUCUUCAAGGACAAGAAAGCCAUGCUGUCCUUCACCACUGGGUCUCAGGAGUCCAUGUUCAGUGCAAAUGGCAUUAAUGGAGACAUGAAUGUCACACUGUGGCCACUACAGAACGGCAUCCUGCACUACUGUGGCUUCCAGGUUCUGGCCCCUCAGAUCUUCUGGGCUCCGUCUCACGUUUCCUCUGAGGCUCGCAACACCAUGCUGGAGGGCUGGCGUAAACGGCUGCAAGGCCUCAUGGGAGAGAAGACACUUUCUUUCACUUCCAUGGACUGCUUUGACAAGGAGAAGGGUUACCAGCUGAAGCAUGAGGUCCAUGAGAAGCAUGCUGCCAAGGAGUUUGGCCUGAAUGUGGGGAUCCACCUGGGAAAGGCGCUGCCACCCUUCAACCAGAUGAAAGCUGGAAUCUGAAGACAGCGGGGGUCUCAUUUUAUUGAGUGCCAUGACUGUCUUUAAUUGUAUGAUGGAAAAAUAAAAGGCUGACUGAAA